Messenger RNA from Microtus ochrogaster (prairie vole), 7168 nucleotides. RefSeq names its product sortilin related VPS10 domain containing receptor 1 (gene Sorcs1). Gene Ontology annotation, molecular function: protein binding. Gene Ontology annotation, cellular component: Golgi apparatus; membrane. Gene Ontology annotation, biological process: post-Golgi vesicle-mediated transport. The record is from RefSeq and is a predicted model, not a curated record. NCBI's taxonomy places the organism in Eukaryota, Metazoa, Chordata, Mammalia, Rodentia, Cricetidae.
CACCCCCGCGCGGCGGCGGCUCGCAGCUCCGUCCCAGCCCGCGCGCUCCUCACAAGCCCAGCCCGGGCGAGCGGCAGCCACCUGCCCGGCGCCGCCUCAGCGCGCCCCGCCGCGGCCCAACUUGGAUGGAGUUGGGGUCCUGAGCGCACACCCUGCCGCCUUCAGCCCGGAGCCCCGCGCCGCCGCCUGCCUUCGGUCCGAAAUCCCCUCUCCGCUCCUCUCCGCUCCCGCGAUGGGAAAAGUUGGCGCCGGCGGCGGCUUCCUGGUCAGGCUGAGCGCGCUCCUGGCGGGCACGGGGCUUCUGGUGCUCUUAGCCCCCGGCGUCCUCAGCAGCCGCUCCUGCUGCUCCUCGCAGCACCCCGGCUCGACCCCACGCUGGACCCUGACCCCCAAAGGUUUUCCUCACCCGGGACCGCUGGGUCGGGCUCCUGCCACGCCCCCGCCCCUCCUCAUGAGACCCCUGUUCGCAGUGGCCCCCGGGGACCGGGCGCUGUCUCUGGAGAGAUCUGGGGGCAGCAGGGUGUCAAUGACGACCGCUGCACGCUCUGGCCGAAGGAGACGGAGUGGAGCGGAUCCUGUGAAGACUGAACCGGGAGAGGGUGCGAGUCGGAGCCGCCGGGGCAUGCUAAGGGAUGGAGGGCAGCAGGGGCCUGGGACUGGCGCGCGGGACCCGGACAAAGCCACCCGCUUCCGGAUGGAGGAGCUGAGACUGACCAGCACCACGUUUGCGCUGACUGGAGACUCGGCACACAACCAGGCUAUGGUCCACUGGUCUGGCCACAACAGCAGCGUGAUUCUCAUUUUGACAAAGUUGUAUGACUAUAACCUUGGGAGCAUCACCGAGAGCUCACUUUGGAGGUCAACCGAUUAUGGGACAACCUAUGAAAAGCUGAAUGAUAAAGUGGGCUUGAAGACAAUUCUGAGCUAUCUCUAUGUGUGUCCGACAAACAAGCGUAAGAUUAUGUUACUCACGGACCCGGAGAUUGAGAGCAGUUUAUUGAUCAGCUCAGAUGAAGGGGCAACCUAUCAAAAAUACCGGCUGAACUUUUACAUCCAGAGUUUGCUCUUCCAUCCGAAGCAGGAAGACUGGAUCCUGGCAUACAGUCAAGACCAAAAGUUGUACAGCUCUGCUGAAUUUGGCAGAAGAUGGCAGCUUAUCCAGGAAUCCGUGGUUCCAAAUAGGUUCUACUGGUCUGUGAUGGGGUCGAGCAAAGAUCCAGACCUUGUGCAUCUUGAGGCCAGGACCAUAGAUGGACACUCGCAAUACCUAACUUGUCGGAUGCAAAACUGCACAGAAACCAACAGAAAUAAGCCUUUCCCAGGCUACAUUGACCCCGACUCUUUGAUUGUUCAGGAUGAUUAUGUGUUUGUUCAGCUGACAUCCGGAGGAAGACCUCAUUACUACGUGUCCUACCGAAGAAGCACGUUUGCACAAAUGAAGCUCCCGAAAUACGCUUUGCCUAAGGACAUGCAUGUCAUCAGCACAGAUGAGAACCAAGUGUUUGCAGCCGUCCAAGAAUGGAACCAAAAUGACACGUACAACCUCUACAUCUCGGACACCCGUGGUGUGUACUUUACCCUGGCCUUGGAGAAUGUCCAGAGUAGCAGAGGACCUGAAGGCAACGUCAUGAUUGACCUCUAUGAGGUAGCAGGGAUAAAGGGAAUGUUCUUGGCUAACAAGAAGAUUGACAACCAAGUGAAGACUUUCAUCACUUACAACAAAGGCAGAGACUGGCGUUUGCUGCAGGCUCCAGAUGCAGAUCUAAGAGGGGACCCUGUGCACUGUUUACUGCCUUAUUGCUCACUACACCUUCAUCUCAAGGUCUCUGAGAAUCCCUACACCUCUGGGAUCAUUGCCAGCAGGGACACAGCCCCAAGUAUUAUAGUCGCUUCAGGUAAUAUAGGUUCUGAACUGUCAGACAGCGACAUCAGCAUGUUUGUCUCUUCAGACGCAGGGAACACUUGGAGGCAGAUCUUUGAAGAAGAGCACAGUAUUUUGUACUUAGAUCAAGGUGGAGUCCUGGUUGCUAUGAAACACACAUCUCUCCCAAUUCGUCACCUUUGGUUGAGUUUUGAUGAAGGGCGAUCUUGGAGUAAAUACAGUUUCACAUCCAUUCCACUUUUUGUGGAUGGAGUUCUGGGGGAGCCUGGAGAAGAGACACUAAUCAUGACAGUGUUUGGACAUUUCAGCCACCGCUCCGAAUGGCAGCUUGUCAAAGUGGAUUAUAAGUCCAUUUUUGAUAGACGCUGUGCUGAAGAAGACUACAGACCUUGGCAGUUGCACAGUCAGGGUGAAGCAUGCAUCAUGGGAGCCAAAAGGAUAUAUAAGAAGCGAAAAUCUGAGCGGAAGUGUAUGCAGGGAAAAUAUGCAGGAGCAAUGGAGUCUGAGCCUUGUGUUUGUACAGAGGCAGAUUUUGACUGUGACUAUGGCUAUGAGAGACAUAGUAAUGGGCAAUGCCUGCCAGCUUUUUGGUUCAACCCCUCCUCACUGUCAAAAGACUGCAGCGUGGGACAGAGCUACCUCAACAGCACGGGGUAUAGAAAAGUGGUCUCCAAUAACUGCACGGAUGGCGUAAGAGAGCAGUAUACUGCCAAACCACAGAAGUGCCCAGGGAAGGCCCCUCGAGGGCUCCGGAUCGUCACUGCAGAUGGAAAACUGACAGCAGAACAAGGACACAAUGUCACGCUCAUGGUACAGUUAGAAGAGGGUGAUGUGCAGCGGACACUCAUCCAGGUGGACUUUGGAGAUGGCAUUGCAGUGUCUUAUGUCAACCUCAGCUCCAUGGAAGAUGGAAUCAAGCAUGUCUAUCAGAAUGUGGGCAUUUUCAGAGUGACCGUGCAGGUGGACAACAGUCUGGGGUCUGACAGCGCCGUCCUGUACUUACAUGUAACUUGUCCCCUGGAGCAUGUGCACCUGUCACUCCCUUUCGUCACAACGAAGAACAAAGAGGUCAAUGCCACUGCAGUGCUCUGGCCCAGCCAAGUGGGCACUCUCACGUACGUGUGGUGGUACGGAAACAACACAGAGCCCUUAAUAACCUUGGAGGGAAGCAUAUCAUUCAAGUUUACUUCUGAAGGAAUGAAUACCAUCACAGUGCAGGUUUCAGCUGGGAAUGCCAUCCUGCAAGACACGAAGACUAUCGCAGUCUACGAGGAAUUCCGGUCUCUUCGCUUGGCCUUUUCUCCAAACUUGGAUGACUACAACCCUGACAUCCCCGAGUGGAGGAGGGACAUCAGCCGAGUCAUCAAAAAGUCUCUGGUGGAAGCCACAGGGAUUCCCAGCCAGCAUAUCCUGGUGGCGGUGUUACCUGGCUUACCCACUGCUGCUGAACUCUUUGUUUUGCCCUACCAAGAUGCAAACAGAGAAAACAAAAGGUCAACAGAGGACCUGGAGCAGAUAUCUGAAAUUCUAAUCCACAAACUCAACCAAAACUUGGUGCACUUCGAGCUGAAGCCUGGGGUCCAAGUUCUCGUCCACGCAGCCCACCUAACAGCAGCUCCCCUGGUGGACCUCACUCCAACCCACAGUGGAUCUGCCAUGCUGAUGUUGCUGUCAGUCGUGUUUGUGGGUCUGGCUGUAUUCGUCAUCUACAAGUUUAAAAGGAGAGUAGCUUUACCCUCCCCUCCUUCCCCUUCUUCUCAACCUGGUGACUCAUCUCUCCGAUUGCAAAGAUCAAGACAAGCCACUCCACCUUCAUCGCCAAAGCGGGGAUCUGCUGGGGCACAAUUUGCAAUCUAAGGAAAACCCCCAAAGACUACAGGAGACCUGCUGAUCAGAAAGAAUUGCGCUCUUGUCAAGUACAUCACCCUUCCUGACCACUAACUUUAUGUUUUUUUUUCUUCUUCUGUUGUUGUUUCCUAUUUUGCCAGGAAGUAUUUCCAUAGUUGCUGAGAAUCAAAGCACAAAAGAAAUCCCUACCUAUGUAAAUGUUUGAAUGGAGGACGCCAGUAAAACAAACAAAAAUAAAAUAAAAACAAUCAAAAUCUAAACUAACAAAUAAACACUCACUGCAUCGGAACUUUUAAAUCCUUCAGACACAGACAACAAGGGUUUUUAGCUUUAAGCCUGUGCAUGUGGACAAUACCUUGAGAACACGUUCGGAGGGGGGGUCUACAGGUGCUCUAUUUUAAUGGAAAACACUCCCCUCCCCUUCUCUUCUCUUUUUCUGAUGGGUCGUGUUUGUAGAAAAUUCAUAACAUAUAUAGGCCAAGGAAAUCUGCAUGUAUUUUUGGAAAUAUUCUUGGCUCUAGAUUUCACAGCUAUUUUAGCCCUACAGGCUGAUGGUGGAUUAGCUAUCUCCAGCCUUUUCACAACACACAAAGAUGCGCACAGGAGUUUGAAACCCUGAGCUGCUUCUCUGUUUUACUUGUUGGUAUUUUUCCUUUCUAAGUUAGUGUUAGAGGCUCUGUUGGUCAACGGUGACCUCAGGCUGAUUUCUCUCCAUUCUCUGUGGCCGCAGGAACAAAGAUCCUUCAUAAAGAUCCAUAUCCAUAUAGGCAGGUUCAAUAGGAACAGAAGGGAGGCUGGGAAGCAGAGCAUAUCAGAAAUGGACUUCUGUUUCCUGCUCAGCUUUUCUCCUUGCCCCAAGUAAUGUAAAAAAAAAAAAAAAAAAAGGCAAAAAAAAAGUGGGAAAUUUUUUCCAGUACAUACUUGUUAUUCUGUUUGUUUGCUGUGUGUGGACAUGUCUCUCUUGAUGUCUCUCAAUUUUUUCCUUUUUAUCCCCCAUUAUCUUUCGACGGCUCUCAUGUUUUCUCUUCAAAUGUGUUGCUAGAUUUUGGACAUUAAACCUGUUAAUUCCAAACACUGGCCUAGCCGAUGCCAACCCUGGCGCCUUCUCUCACAGGUCUUCACCCUAUCAAUCUGCUACACUCCCACGCAUGCCAGCUUCCCUCACUCUGGCCAGGCUGCUGCAACCUGUCCAGCUGGCUUCAGUUACAUUUCCCCUUUUUCUCUUCCUCUAGAAUCUUCUUUUGCCAAAUACCUCUGUCUUUCCCACCUGUGUGUGAAAGAGUUGAUACACGCAAAGCAACCCAAAUCUGCCCAUAUACUUUGGAAAGUAAAACAUAUGAACAGUGAUGGUUUUCUGUGCAUUAACAAAAAUCUUAUGUGGUCUGAAUCUAGAAGAUUCUCAUGAGAAAUGUUUUGAAUGUGUGACUAUAUUGCAGGGUACUAUGUUCUAUGAUAGUUGCUGUUAUCUGAUAUUUCCUCUCUAGAAUAACCAUGUUUAUAAAAUAAAGCUGAUUUUUUAACCAGAAGGAGAAGUAGGUUAAUGGACUUACUACAUGAAAAUAUUGAAAAAAAAAAACGAUAAAAAAAAAUCAACCAGUCUUCUCUUUUGUCUGGAUGAAGCUUUGACAGUUUAAGAUGAUCUCACUAAUUUCAUGUGUGCAAUUUUGAUCUUCAACUGCCAUGGUAUUUAUAAGGAAAAAAUAAGUCAAUAUAAAAGAGGAAUAUCUGCUGACAGAAAAGUAAGGUUCACAAACCUCAGGGCCUUAAAAAAAAGGAAAAAAAUCAGUUUCCUAAGAGAAAUCACGAAAGAAGACUCCCAGAGAGGAGCAGAGCGUGUGCCCCAAGGAGGUUCUUUCAUAUGACUGAAGCCUCCUUAUUUCUCUGCAUUAGACAGAGACUGCUCUUAAGUAAGGAUGAAAGACAUUGUAGUAAACCACUUUUAGAACCCAGCCACUUUCUUGGCUGUGUCCCAAAGCCAACAACAGAGGACUGGCAAGGACCCUGGUGUAUCCCAGUAUCAGUAUGAUUUCUACCCUUGUGUGACCGGUUCAAUGAUCACAUGACCCCUGCACAUGUAUGGCCGAGGAAAGGAGAGAGUAGAAAAACUGUUGUCAGAGGUGAUUCAAGAAGAAAGCUUUAUGGUAGAAGAUGUCCGUGUGAUUGGGGCAGUAAAUUAUGCCCUCAACCUGCCAGGUUUCCUAUCUCAUAGGAAAAGUCUUCAUUGAUUCUCUUCAAUUGGAGUCUUCCAUAUUUAGUCUGGAAGAUAAAGUAUUUGAAAACCAAAUCACAUUCAUUCAAACCAGCACAGGGAAUCCUCGGAGUUGCAGUUCAAAUUACUCUAACUAGAAAAUUAUUAUUGAAAAAUGGAGACCACUCUUGAUUUAGUACAGUGCCUUGCCUAGAAUAGUAUUGUGAAACAUAUUUCCUGCUGAAAUGAAGGUGAGUGAAUGAAGAGGCACAAGGAAGAAGAGGCUGCCAAUUUUCAUCUAAAAUAGAGACGGGCAUGAGAUACACGGCAUCCUGGAAAGUGACCGAAGUGGCCAGUGAUAGAUGCAGCCUCUCCAGUGUCCUUGUGUGCCUCUCUUCAAAGUUCCCUCCCUCCUGUAGGUAGCUGGUGAGGCAAGGAGACCUCAUAGUUCCUGUAACCUGGCCUCGUGGUUCUCAAAGUGUAAGGCUUAGGAUGACAGCAUCACUGUCGCCUAUACUUGUUUGAAAUGCGGAUUCAAACCAGGCUAAAACACACUCUGCUAUGUUGGAAAUUCUAACGAAUCGAUAGUGUCGUUUUCUACUUAUGGGUCAGGUGCCCCCAACAAUCUGUUUCAACAAGCCAUUCAGGUGAUUAUGAUACACACUCAAGUUUGAGAACCUCCAUACCAGGUCUUGCUGUAAAAUCCCAAGGAAAAAGUAACAUUGAGAACCUACAGGUGGGAGGGACCCAAGUGCCUAUCUCUCACUAAUAGCAGCUGCAAGGGCAGUGAGGAGUCUGGUGAACUCAAGGCCAAAGGAGUGUGGAAGGAAUGCUUAGAAAGUAAGAUUCCAGGCAAGCUAAACAAGGAUGCUGCAACGUUGCUUAAAAGCCCAGAGGGCAAACUGUGCACGCUGUACCCUGAACUACCCACCAACAUUUCCCCUUUGCCUUAUUCCUGAUUGGAUUCACUGUCCAAAUUGCAGAGGUUUGCUUUGAUUUUCUUUUCCAGAAGUUCCAAACAGCAACAUUGAAAGCAAUGAAGUGCUUGGCAGCUGUUCUGUGUUUCCCAGGAUUCCAACUAAGCACUGAAACCCCUCAUUUGCCAACUUAUUUUUAUAGGAAGCCAAUUUAAAAAUGAAAUGAAAGUUUUCUUAUAGUAUUGGAACUACUUCUAAUUUUAAAUGACUUUUUGAUGUAUUUUUUGUUAAAUACUAUGUAGUGUAAUGUAUAAUUGCUCUUGUUUAUUGCUU